AACCAGAGACUGCGGACAGUACAGGAGAUGACCAGAGACUGUGGAUAGUACAGGAGAUGACCAGAGACUGCGGACACAGUACAGGAGAUGACCAGAGACUGUGGACAGUACAGGAGAUGACCAGAGACUGCGGACACAGUACAGGAGAUGACCAGAGACUGUGGACAGUACAGGAGAUGACCAGAGACUGCGGUCACAGUACAGGAGAUGACCAGAGACUGCGGACAGUACAGGAGAUGACCAGAGACUGCGGACACAGUACAGGAGUUGACCAGUAGAUGGCACUGUACACUAAGGUUAUCAG
Messenger RNA from Staurois parvus, 304 nucleotides. Lineage: Eukaryota; Metazoa; Chordata; Amphibia; Anura; Ranidae. The record is from the annotation of a GenBank genome assembly.